UUUAUUUUUGAGGUCAUUCAUCAACAACACGAUUUUACCCGAUGCGCAACCGAACGGGACCGAACGUCAUACGAAACGGAAAGAAGGGGCGAUGUUGCAUUAGCGAAGAAAGACAGCUGUCGUUUCAUUUUCAGCUGAUUUCUGUGUACGCUGGUGAGCACUGCAAACUUGACCUGCGAUCGAAGCCUUGCGCGACUGCCCGAGUCCCAUCGUCGAGUCGACAGCAUCGGAUCGAGAACGAGAAGGCGUCGCGAGAGAACAACGGAGAAGCAUCAUUCUGCAGCGACGAACAAAGAGAGAUGGUCUAUUGAGUGCGGGCAGUGCGUAGCGGGCGGCCGUGACGUCACGAGGCCGCAGCGUCGAGUCCGAUGCGGCGGGCGCGCUCGUGAUCUCGGCGCUCCGGGGAGCGCGGCGAGGACGCGCAGCGGAGCGGGCCAGCCUGGCCUCCACUGACUCGGGGUCGGGGGACGAGGGCGCAGGCCACCGGCCGCCGCGCAAGCGGACCCGCAGGCUGUCGCCGCCCGCCCAGCCCGCAGCCAUGCACCAGCCGCACCAGCCCGUGGCCAACGGCGCGCCGCACCACCUCAACGGCGACGCGGCCGCCAGCAACGGCGACGUGCAGCCGCCGGGCCUGCGCAUGAGCCAGACGGACCAGGAGAUCGUGCGCCUCAUCGGCCAGCACCUCAUCUCUGUUGGACUCGAACGCAGCGCGGCUCUCCUGAUGGAGGAGUCGGGGCUGCACCUGGAGCACCCGGCGGCGGCCACGUUCCGGCAGCACGUGCUGGCCGGCGACUGGGUCAAGGCCGACCACGACCUGCGCGCGCUGCACGACCUGCUGCGCGACUCGCCGCACGUCGACCCCCACAACCUGGCCGAGAUGAAGUUCGUGGUGCUGGAGCAGAAGUACCUGGAGCACCUGGAGGCGGGGCGCGCGUUGGACGCGCUGCACGUGCUGCGCAACGAGCUCACGCCGCUGCAGUUCGACACGGCGCGCGUGCACCGCCUGUCCGCGCUCAUGAUGUGCGCCGACCCCGGCGAGCUGCGUGCCCGCGCGGCCUGGGCCGGCGGCGCCGCCCGCGCUGGGGUGUUGGCGUGCGUGCAGCAGGCGCUGCCGCCGGCGCUGAUGAUGCCGCCGGCGCGGCUGCGGGCGCUGCUGGCGCAGGCCGCGGCGCACCAGGCGGCGCGCUGCCGCUUCCACGCCGAGCCGCGCGCCGACCCGCGCCCCGACCACGUGCCCUUCACGCUGCUCGCCGACCACCACUGCGAGCCCGACCGCUUCCCCAUACACUCGCUGCAGGUGCUAAACGAGCACUGCGACGAGGUGUGGUACUGCAAGUGGUCGCCGGACGGCAGCAAGCUGGCGUCGGGCUCCAAGGACAACACCGUCAUGAUAUGGGACUUCGAUCCCGUCGCCAGACGUCUCACGUUUAGGAAGUCGCUGGAGGGGCACUCGUACGGCGUGUCGUUCGUGAGCUGGAGCCCCGACGGGCGCUUCCUGCUGGCCGCCGGGCCCGAGGACUGCCCCGACCUCUGGAUAUGGAACAUGCAGACGGAGCAGCUUCACCUGAAGAUGUCUCACUCGCAAGAGGACUCCCUGACGGCGGUGGCGUGGCACGCGGGCAGCGACAAGUUCGUGUGCGGCGGCGCGCGCGGACAGUUCUACCACUGCAGCCUCGACGGCGCGCUGAUCAACAGCUGGGACGGCGUGCGCGUGAACGCGCUGGUGUGCCGCGGCGACGGGCGCACGGUGCUGGCCGCCGACACGCACCACCGCGUGCGCGCCUACGACUUCACCGACCUCACCGACCGGAACGUGAUCCAGGAGGAGCACGCGGUGAUGGCGAUGACGCUGAACGCGGCCGACACGCUGCUGCUGCUCAACGUGGCCAACCAGGGCGUGCACCUCUGGGACAUACGCGCGCGUGCAUUAGUGCGGCGCUUCCGCGGCUUGAGUCAAGGCCACUUCACCAUCCACGCCUGCUUCGGCGGCGCGCACCACGACUUCGUGGCCUCCGGCAGCGAGGAUAACAAGGUGUACAUCUGGCACAUAAACGGCGAGGAGCCGAUCGCGGUGAUCUCGGGGCACACGCGCUGCGUAAACGCCGUGGCUUGGAACCCGGCGCACCACGAUGCGCUCGCCUCCGCCUCCGACGACUACUCGCUGCGGCUGUGGGGCCCGCGCCCCAAGCACUCCUAGGGCCCGCGCCCGGCCCGCCAUCCGACCCCCGUCUGCCCUCUGCGUAGGCAUGCAGAGAGGAUAACGCAGUACUGACAUUUUCCAAAGUCCUAUACGUGGCUUAAUAAACCCCGGAACUAGGGUUGCCAGGUCCAAAAACACAAAAGCCGGACUAUGUGCUUCAUUUGGCCGGUUAUUUUGGACGGACACGCAAUCAAAAAGCCUAACUAUGUCCGGCUUUAUCCGGACGCCUGGCAACCCUACUCGGAACUAACUUCCAGUCCCUGUCCUCUUUGGCCGAAAUUAAUACAGAUUCAAAGAUUUUAUUUAUUUAACGAGACAAUAGUGUCUUUAGAUAUCUGGGAACGUGGGCUGCCCUGAUUAUCCGAUGCUAAAGAUAAAGGAUCCAGGGAAUUUUUGAAAAGACAAUGCUAAAAAGUGUGCUCUUAACACAUUCUUCUUCAUCUUAACAGAUUAGCAGUGACUUAUUUUUUUAAAGAACCAACAUUUCCCUUUUAAUGAUUUUCUAAAAAAAAAACUUAUUAUUCUAUAUUAAACCUUCCCUUUGUAAUCACAAUCGCAUGGAACUAUUAAACCAAAGUAUUAUUUUUGUGAUUUUGAAUGAUUUUUUACUUGAUUGAAUGUUAUUAUGUCAAUGUACUAUGAAAACCUCUCUUAAUUUGCCUCUCUCUCUAACAACAAGAGCAAGCGAGAGCGAUCAGCCGUCGUUAUUCCGUCGGCUGGACGAUAUAUCGAGAUAUAUCACGCAUCCUAUUAUGUAAAUAACAUGAAUUUUAAUGACGGGGGUGUUACGGAUCGG
This is a messenger RNA of Ostrinia furnacalis (Asian corn borer), 2996 nucleotides long. Its product is annotated as WD repeat-containing protein 26. Bases 539 to 2197 code for a protein of 552 amino acids. The record is from RefSeq and is a predicted model, not a curated record. Gene Ontology annotation, molecular function: protein binding. The transcript has 11 exons. Gene Ontology annotation, biological process: proteasome-mediated ubiquitin-dependent protein catabolic process. Gene Ontology annotation, cellular component: GID complex. Lineage: Eukaryota; Metazoa; Arthropoda; Insecta; Lepidoptera; Crambidae.